AUGGUUACACAGAGUUGGAUACCUUCCACCGAUAAGGACAACGCCGAUGGCGGAGUGUUUGAGCGUCCGCUGAGAUAUGGGUACAACUACAGCGAAACCGUUUACGUGCGCAUAACAUUGCUGAGGCAGAGAGUGGAUGGGGUGGACCAACCAGCGCUGCAAGUGGAAGAAGUAUUGCAUGGCGUUAAACGCGACACACCUGUCGUAUUCUCAACGUUAACACAGGGCCAUUUGGCACAGAUAGGAAUGCAAGUCACUCGCAUGUUCAGACUGGAUGAGGACAUCUCCGCAUUCCAUGCCAUGCAGAAUGAGGCUAAAGAGAGAGGCUUUGGCCGUCUGUAUCGAUCGCCGUCUACGUUUGAGGAUAUGAUCAAAUCAAUCACCAACUCCAACAUGACAUGGGCUGGCACAGUGCGCAUGUGUGCGCUGCUGUGCUUCCAUUACGGUAAGCGGGGGGCCUUUCCCACGCCGCAGGAGAUGCCCACAAGUGCGGAUGAGCUGAAGACAAAGUGUAAAGUGGGCUACAGAGGUGACCGCAUGCUGCAAGUGGCAGCUCUCUUUCUCACUCCACCCGAAGACUUAAGUGCCUUUGACAACACGGGUGAGGCCGAUAUGAAAACGCUGCCGACACCAGAUCCUCUGAGCACCCCAACGAAACAAAAAGCCGCUGCGAAGCGUGCACGAAAAACCCAAGAAAAAUUAGAGAAGCGCAGGAAAAACCUGGUUUUAGUCAAGCGCCUGGUGCAGGCUGACAACCCGCGGCUGGUGGUGGGUGAUUCACAGUUGGUGUUUGCGCUGAUUAAGUCGCUGCACGGCUUUGGGGACUUUGCUGCGUCCAAUGUCAUGCAACUCAUGGGCUACUACGACCACCUGGCAGCCGACUCAGAGACGGUGAGGGGGUGGGCAGAGCAAUGGAAGGGGUUGUCUGGGGAUGAGUGGGUGGUUAUUGGGGGGUGGGCAUGUCAGAGGUGGUCUAUUGAUGAGUGA
Messenger RNA from Sphaeroforma arctica JP610, 987 nucleotides. RefSeq lists its product as hypothetical. Gene Ontology annotation, molecular function: 8-oxo-7,8-dihydroguanine DNA N-glycosylase activity. Gene Ontology annotation, cellular component: nucleus. Gene Ontology annotation, biological process: base-excision repair, AP site formation. The record is from RefSeq and is a predicted model, not a curated record. The coding region runs from base 1 to 987 and encodes 328 amino acids. The transcript has 5 exons. NCBI's taxonomy places the organism in Eukaryota, Ichthyosporea, Ichthyophonida.